AUGCUUGUGCCUUUGCAGAUGUCCUGGCACACUCUGUACCACAGCUCCAAGUUCCGACAUGUCUACGGCAAGGCCGCCAGCAAGGACAAAUGCUACGACUGCGUGCCCAUCACCCUCAGUGUCCACGAUAACCACUUCUGCGCUGUCAACCCCCACUUCAUUGCAGUAGUGACUGAGUGCGCCGGCGGUGGGGCCUUCCUCGUGAUCCCCAUUCACCAGACAGGCAAGCUCGACCCGCAUUAUCCCAAAAUAUGUGGGCACAAAGGGAAUGUUCUGGACAUCAAGUGGAACCCAUUCAAUGACUUUGUCAUAGCUUCGUGUUCAGAGGAUGCCACUGUUAAAAUCUGGGACAUCCCCAAGCACUUUCUAACAAGAAACAUCACCAGUCCGAACAAGGAACUUCUUGGGCAUACACGAAGAGUUGGUCUCAUUGAGUGGCAUCCCACUGCCAGUAACAUCCUCUUCAGCUCCAGCUAUGACUACAAGAUAAUGAUCUGGAACCUUGACACUGAAAAAGCUGUCCUCUCAAAUCCAGUGAAGAUCCUUGAUGUUCACGGAGAUGUGGUCCUCUCCAUGUCAUUCAACACAGAUGGCAGCCUCCUUGCCACAGCCUGCCGGGACAGAAAUAUUCGUGUGAUAGACCCUCGUGCAGGAGUAGUCCUACAAGAAACCUGCUACAAAUCUCACAGAGCCCAUAAAGUCUUGUUUCUUGGAAGCAUGGGAAAGCUGCUCUCUACUGGAACAUCUCGGUGGAAUAAUAGGCAGAUUGCAUUAUGGGAUCAAAAUGACCUUUCUGUGCCUUUAAUGGAGGAAGAUCUGGAUGGCUCCUCAGGGAUCCUAUUUCCCUUCUAUGACUCAGACACACACAUGGUUUACAUUGUGGGAAAGGGUGAUGGAAAUAUACGGUACUAUGAGAUAAGCCCUGAGAAACCAUACCUGAACUACCUGAUGGAAUACCGUUCUCCUUUACCACAGAAGGGAAUUGGAAUAAUGCCAAAGAGAGGCCUUGAAGUGUCAGCCUGUGAGAUUUUCCGUUUCUACAAACUGGUCCCAACUAAAAAUCUGGUUCAGCCCAUCUCCAUGAUUGUGCCUCGACGGUCGGAGUCAUACCAGGAAGACAUCUAUCCCUUGACCCCUGGAGCCCAGCCAGCCCUGACAGCACAAGAGUGGCUGCACGGAGUUAACAAAGGUCAGCACAUGGAGGGCAGCCCAGCCCUUCAGCUCCCUGGGGCUUGGCGCCUCUGCUGGUGUCCUUGAGACCAGGCUCUGGAGCGGUGAAUUCCUUACCAGAGUUAUGCGAGCCCAAGCCAUUCCUGAAUACUACAGCCCC
Molecule: messenger RNA, 1330 nt
Organism: Tinamus guttatus (white-throated tinamou)
Lineage: Eukaryota; Metazoa; Chordata; Aves; Tinamiformes; Tinamidae
Source: RefSeq, a predicted model, not a curated record